AUGGCAGGCAACACCGAUCUCUCACAUCCUUCAAAAGCAACAUCCCACAAUAAGCCCACUUUCUUAUGGAAAAAAUAUGCGAAAUACUUUGCCCUUACUGGGCCAAUAUCCCCUCUAUUCCCAAUAAUGCACAACCCAGAAUUCCCGGCCGGAAAAUGGGGACUCCAGUGGCCACACCCUACACUCCUACAGUACGUAUCCCUCAUGAAAGUGGUCCAGAAUGGGGAGAUAGUACCUAUGUCAACACUAUGCAGUAACGCCAACCCAACAUUCCUGGACAAGUUCCAGUACCAGUAG
Molecule: messenger RNA, 297 nt
Organism: Pelobates cultripes (western spadefoot toad)
Lineage: Eukaryota; Metazoa; Chordata; Amphibia; Anura; Pelobatidae
Source: the annotation of a GenBank genome assembly